Molecule: messenger RNA, 979 nt
Organism: Brassica rapa (field mustard)
Lineage: Eukaryota; Viridiplantae; Streptophyta; Magnoliopsida; Brassicales; Brassicaceae
Biological process (GO): shoot system development; root development
Source: RefSeq, a predicted model, not a curated record
UCUUUGGCUCUCUCAAAACUUCUCUUUGAUCAAUAACAAAGAUCUUAAGAUUCAAAACAAUGGCAGUCUCUUUCCAUAUUCGCUCUAAAAGUUUACCUUCUAGAUCUCACCCACAAGCCGCUCAUGUCGAUGAGCAGCUGGCCUGUUUGAGAUCUUCUGAGGAAGCCUCAACAUCUUCUAUCUGCAAAAGAGUUGACAACCUUCAAGAACUACACGAGUCUCUUGACAGGCUCAUUCGUUUACCCUUUACCCAACAGGCACUAGCACAAGUACAAAACAAGAUAUUCGUCGAGCAGCUUCUUGAUGGAUCUCUCAGGAUCUUGGACUAUUGCAACAUUUCCAAGGAUGUUUUGUCGCAGAUGAAAGAGGGUCUCAUCGAGAUCCAAUCUAUUCUACGAAGAAAGCGAGGUGAUCUAUCAGGAGAGGUCAGGAAUUACUUAGCCUCAAGAAAGUCACUCAAGAAGACAUUCCCUAAAAUACAAAAGUCUCUCAAUGUUGUCGCACGUGAAGGAGAGCCUUUGGCUGUCUUUGGAGAAGCAGAGGCUAUCACAGUUUCUUUGUUUGAGUCUCUCUUUAGCUACAUGUUUGGAUCAAAGACUUGUGGAAAAUGGUCAGUCGUCUCAAAGCUAAUGAGCAAGAAGAAAGUUACAGCUGAAGCUCAAGUAAACGAAUUCACUAGGGCUGAUUCUGAAUUUCAGUCUGGAAAGACCUUGAAGAUAGAAGAUGUUCAGAUCCUAGUGUCAUGUAUUCAAGAUCUUGAAGAUGGAGUUGAAUCUCUUUCAAAGUCAUUGAUCAAAUAUAGAGUUUCAAUUCUUAACACAUUAGGCCACUAAAGGCUACAAUUUUGUACAUAAGAGAAAAGAUAAUAGAAACUUAUUCAAGUCUCAGUUCUGUACAUCUUAUUUAUUUGAUCUCGGACUGUUUAACCAAUCAAAGAACAAGAUCAUUCUAAAAACAAGAAGUUCUCAGUUUUAACUUU